AUGCCGGACCAGAAGUUUGGUGACUUCGCGGCCUUGGCCAUCAAGGCCGGCGCCCAGCAGUUGCACUUGAACAACACGCGCGUCACAGACACGGACUCACAGAAGGCCCUCUUGGAAUAUCAGGACAAGAUCUCUGCGGACACUGCGAAGAGCACGCUGGUGGACGGCGCAUAUUCGAGAACACAGCCCCAAAAGAUCUUGGACUACUCCGAAGAGCAAUCCGAGGGUGACAAGAGGAUGAUGCUGGCCAUGAAGGGAGAGUUCUGCCGGAAGUGCGGCAUGAAGAACUGCCGCUGCGUGGACUACUCCAAGUAUGGUGAGGGCGCAAAGAAGCAGCGCAUAGCGUAG
Messenger RNA from Symbiodinium natans, 348 nucleotides. The record is from the annotation of a GenBank genome assembly. NCBI's taxonomy places the organism in Eukaryota, Dinophyceae, Suessiales, Symbiodiniaceae.